UCACGUGCUGCGUGCCAAACAGUAAGAGAAAGCAUAGUGUUGCCAUAGCAACUAAAGGAAGUGAAACAUUUGAAUGUCGAAUGCAUUCUGCUCACGAUUAUUUGGUGACAUGGGGACCACAGAGGUGCCAAGUGCUGCAGUAUAAAAACAGUGGACAAUAAGAACAGGACACACAUCAGCUGAUCCCAGCGAUAACACAACACCAACAUGUGGAUCAAGUCUAUGAUGAUCACCUUGGCGACCCUGAUGGCGCUCACAACGGUAACAAAGGCUGGUGUUGCACCCCUGGCAGCCCUGCCGUACGCACUAGCGCCUUUUGGUAGUUCAUACACCGCACAUUCAAUCAACCACGCCCUUGCUGCACCCGUUGCUGUUCCUGCUGCCGCCCCCAUAGUAGCCGCCCCGGCGGUGUAUGCGCCUCAUAUUGCCACCCCCGCCGUCUACGCACCCCAUGCUGCCGCUUACAUCGCCGGUUAGAAAUAUCCGUAUCCUCGGGUCCGCUCAGAACAACUGUGUAUACUGUGUCCAAAACAUUUCGUGAUUACGUCAUCACCAGAUAGUAACGUGAUCGUUACGUCAUCAUAAGACAGUAAGGGAGAUCCUUAAGUCUUUAUUAUAACAUUACUACAUUCUAUUGGAGCCGGGACAGGUCAGUCGGUAUAGCGACUGGCUACGGGCUGGACGACCGAGAGGUUA
Molecule: messenger RNA, 696 nt
Organism: Cryptotermes secundus
Lineage: Eukaryota; Metazoa; Arthropoda; Insecta; Blattodea; Kalotermitidae
Exons: 2
Coding region: 208-477 (89 amino acids)
Source: RefSeq, a predicted model, not a curated record